Molecule: messenger RNA, 267 nt
Organism: Rotaria sp. Silwood2
Lineage: Eukaryota; Metazoa; Rotifera; Eurotatoria; Philodinida; Philodinidae
Source: the annotation of a GenBank genome assembly
AUGAUUGAUAGUAUUUAUUGUGGUUUGUUUAAGGCUAGAUAUACUCUAAUGUACACUUAUCCUUAUGCUUACUAUCAGGAAGAUACUGUUGAUCGAAAUAUUUUUGAAAAUAUUCAAGCUCAACUUGAAGUUGAAAUUGAAAAUUUAUCUUAUCAAAUUGAACGUUCAACAACACAUAACCGAGGAGAUAUUGAGAAUCAGCGACAUAUUGUUGAACGACGUCGACAAACACUACUACUUAAAUAUUUUCCUAAAUCAAACUCCUAG